Molecule: messenger RNA, 546 nt
Organism: Telopea speciosissima
Lineage: Eukaryota; Viridiplantae; Streptophyta; Magnoliopsida; Proteales; Proteaceae
Product: pathogenesis-related leaf protein 6-like
Exons: 1
Coding region: 4-546 (180 amino acids)
Cellular component (GO): extracellular region
Source: RefSeq, a predicted model, not a curated record
AAGAUGGGAUCAUAUAAACUUGACCUGUUAGCUCUUCUUUGCAGCCUCAUUGGCUUAACCUUCUUCUUCCAGGUCUAUCAAGCCCAAAAUUCUCCACAGGAUUUCCUAGCAGCCCACAAUGCCGCCCGUGCAGAUGUAGGUGUUGGACCAAUGACAUGGGACGACAUAUUAGCUUCGUAUGCUGGAAACUACGCUCAGGAGAGAGCCAGAGAUUGUAAUCUCGUGCACUCCACCGCACUACCCGCCUCUGGUGAGAACAUUGCUUGGAGUUCCGGUAACAUGUCGGCCGCAGAAGCUGUGGAGUUGUGGGUCUCUGAGAAAGAAUACUAUGAUUACAAUAACAAUUCUUGUAUCGAAGGCCAACUGUGCCGGCACUACAUCCAGGUGGUUUGGAGCAAAUCCCUUCGCCUUGGUUGUGGUAGAGCUCAGUGCAACAAUGGAGGGACCUUCUUCAUAUGUAAUUAUUAUCCUCAUGGAAACUAUAUUGGGGAACGUCCUUAUAUGAGAGAACCCUCCGCUUGUUUCCAUAUAAAUCUUUACAUGUAA